AAUCCAUCGGGAUCGAUCAGGAUCCAUCGGGAUCCAUCAGGAUCCAUCGGGAUCCAUCAUCCGGGGUCGGCGAUCCGGCGGAUCCGGCCAUGCCGCGCGCGUUCCUGGUGAAGAAGCCGGUGGUGGCCACGGCCAAGCGCAACUGGAGCGAGCUCCCGGACGAGCAGCGGGCCGAGAUCUACGUGCCCAUGUCACUGGUCCCGUCCGGCCCUUUGGGUGCCCCCCUACCCCCGGGGCUGCCCCUGGCCGGGGGGGUCCCCGUGGGGGUCCCGGUGGCCGGGGGGGUCCCGGGGGGCUCCGAGCUCUUCUCGUGCCCCGUGUGCCACAAGAGCUUCGGGUUCCAGCGGAUGCUGAACCGGCACCUCAAGUGCCACAGCGAGGUGAAGCGGCACCGCUGCCCCUACUGCGGGAAGGGCUUCAACGACACCUUCGACCUCAAGCGGCACGUGCGCACCCACACCGCGGCCCGUGCGCCCCCCCACCGGUGA
Onychostruthus taczanowskii (white-rumped snowfinch) is the source of this 488-nucleotide messenger RNA. RefSeq names its product putative transcription factor Ovo-like 1. Lineage: Eukaryota; Metazoa; Chordata; Aves; Passeriformes; Passeridae. The record is from RefSeq and is a predicted model, not a curated record. Gene Ontology annotation, cellular component: nucleus. The transcript is spliced from 4 exons. Bases 90 to 488 code for a protein of 132 amino acids. Gene Ontology annotation, molecular function: DNA-binding transcription factor activity, RNA polymerase II-specific; RNA polymerase II cis-regulatory region sequence-specific DNA binding. Gene Ontology annotation, biological process: epidermal cell differentiation; regulation of transcription by RNA polymerase II.